Messenger RNA from Cucurbita maxima (winter squash), 954 nucleotides. Its product is annotated as actin-related protein 2/3 complex subunit 3. Gene Ontology annotation, cellular component: Arp2/3 protein complex; cytoskeleton. Lineage: Eukaryota; Viridiplantae; Streptophyta; Magnoliopsida; Cucurbitales; Cucurbitaceae. The record is from RefSeq and is a predicted model, not a curated record. Gene Ontology annotation, molecular function: actin filament binding. Bases 194 to 718 code for a protein of 174 amino acids. Gene Ontology annotation, biological process: regulation of actin filament polymerization; Arp2/3 complex-mediated actin nucleation. The transcript has 5 exons.
GGAAAGAAGAAGACGGUGACGGAAAUACCAGAGACGAAAACCUUUUCUCCGAUCCCCAGCGUUAGGUUCAGCGCUGCCUCUGAAAUUCCCGGCGGCUAUUUCGGUUCCGAUCCGCUCAUUGGAACAUAACUCUCCGUUGGGAAGAAUUCGGAGUUCGGAUUGAAGGUUAAGACGUUGAAUAUUGAGAUAAAUUAUGGUUCACCACUCUAGCUUUGUAGAUGAGGAAGGAAUAAGCAAGGCUUGUGGAUGCCCCUUACUUCCUUUGAAAAGUCAUAUAAAGGGUCCUGCUCCAGUUUCAGAUCAAGAUAAGACUGAUAUUGUUGAUGAAGCAAUUACAUUCUUUCGUGCCAAUGUUUUCUUUAGAAAUUUUGACAUCAAGAGUCCUGCUGAUAAGCUUCUCAUCUAUUUGACAUUCUACAUCAAUGUGGCUUUGAAGAGGCUUGAAGGUUGCAGAACUUUGGCUGUGGGAACUAAGGCAAUAAUUAACUUGGGCUUGGAGAAUGUUCCCGUGCCUGGAGAGUUGGGCUUUCCCUUUCCUGGACUCUUCCCCAUCCCUCAAUCUAAUGAGGAAGCAGAGCUAUUCAGGAAUUAUUUGAGGCAAAUAAGAGAAGAAACAAGUGGGAGACUCUUGAGUGUUGCCUAUAGAGCCAAUGGGACUCCAAAUAAAUGGUGGCUAGCAUUUGCAAAGAGGAAGUUUAUGAACAUCAUCAUUCCUUGACCAAUUUGCUUCCAAGAUUAUUGAUGUAAACACAUGCACCGCAUGGACUUCUAUGAUCAUGUGGUUUCUACUGCCCCUUCAGGAGUUAGUUUGUAAUGUACUGAGUCUGAAUGUUAUUUUAGUUUAUGCUAAUGCAUGUCAGUAUAAAUUCUGUCAUUUCACAAGUUUUGUACAUUAAUCACACCACUCCAUCUUGUUCAGAAGGAAUAGUUCCUUUCCAUGGUUCUCAUUGAAUU